ACCUGCCUGCAGCAGUUAAUUUCAGACAAUUCAGUCACAACAGGCGCGGAGCAGAGUGAGUUUGCGUCGCGUUCGCUGGGAAUAUGCGCUGGUGAAUGCGCGAAAUGCGGUUGUUGGUGGCCGCGGUGUUGUUGUUGUUGUGCUGGUCGACGUCCCUGUCGGCGGCCGAGGAGGAGGAGCUGCAGGGCGGCGUGGUGACGGGCACGCAGCGGCUCGAGCGGGGCCCGUACCUGGUGCGCGGCGACCUGGUGGUGGCUGAGAAGGGCCACCUCGUCCUCGGGCCCGGCGUCACCCUCAGGUUCUACCCCCGCACCGGAAUCACCGUCCACGGAAUCCUCUCCGCCCAGGGCACGGCCGAGCGGAAGGUGGUGCUGACGACGGCCGAGGACGUCGUCCGGCCGCUGCCCCGCGCCCCCCUGCGCCUCGUCGACGGCCCCUCGCCCCUCGCAGGACGACUCCAGGUGCUGCACAACCAAAAAUGGCGCUCCCUCUGCACCAACUCCAGAAACUGGACUUUGACGGACGUGGACGUGGCGUGUCGGCAGAUGGGCUUCGACGGGGGCCGGUGGUGGGCGUGGCUCGACCGGCAGCCGGGGCUGCCGCAGCCCCGGCUGCUGCUUGAAGCCCCCAACUGCGGCCCCGCCCACGACGCCCUGCAAAACUGCCCCAACUGGCCCAGCAGACAAAUGGGCGCCGGAGUUUGUGACUACCACCCUGACCUGGGGCUGGAGUGUUUGGGGCGGGUGUCGGGGGGCCGGGCGGCGCAGCACUGGCGCGGGGUGAGUUUCGAGGGUGCGCGGCACCAGCGCGUGUUGGCGCACGGCAACACCCUGUACGCGAGCGUGUCCCUGUCCGAGCUGCGCCACACCGAGCUGCGGCACGCCGGCGUCGCCGCCGACGGCGCCCUCGUCGCCGCCCUCCAGGUCGCCGGUGUGCCCCCCAAGAUGCACGCCCUCACCGUCACCAACGCCGCCUUCCACGGCCUCAACGUCACCAGGCCUCAGGCUCCCGUCGCCAUCACCGACUCAACCUUCGCCAACAACGCAGGUUUCGGGGUGUACGUGAAUAGCUCGACGGGGCUGGUGCACAUGGUGGGGAGCGUGGUGACGGGGAACGGGGCGGACGGGGUGCGCUACGUGCACCAUGACGAGGUGCCCGACCGCAAGGUCAUCGACGGCGCCGACGUCUUCGACUUCUGCACGUUUCCCAUCACCAACAGCCAGACGUUCCCGAUCCCCAUCUUCGCCGAGCAGGGCAAGUACAACCCCGUCGACAAGGACUGCAACAAGUACUUCUUCACCAAGGAGGGCCAGGUGUUGACGCUCAGGUUCCUCUCGGUGGAGACUGAGCGCAACGAGAGCGCCACCGUCGAGGUGUUCGACGGCACCAGUGCCGCCGACCGCUUGUUGGCCAGGUACGUCGUCCGCAACGGCACCUUCGCGCAGAGCGUCACCUCCACCAGGAACAACGUCUUCAUCCGCUUCAAGGCCCAGCCGCGCACGCACACCCUCGUCUACAUGCAACUCAUCUCCGGACACAAAAAGUCGUUUGACCUGAACCUGACGGAGUGCGUGGUGGUGGACAACAACGGGCGGGGCGUGGGCGUGGAGAAUCUGCGGAGCGGCGUGCACGUGCACAACAGCUCCGUUUCAAGCAACGGCCACGUGGCGGGCGUGCACGUGGCAAGCGGCGUGGGCGACGUGAACGUGACGGACAGCCGCGUCGCCUUCAACGUCGGCGACGGCGUCAACGUGACGCACUCGGGCGGCAGCGUCAACGUGACACGGUGCGUGGUCAGCAGCAACCAAGGUCACGGGGUCGCCGUGCACCUCAACGAGACCGAGGGCCUGGUGGCGUUCGUGCACGAGGCCAUCGUCACGCACUCGGUCCUCUUCAGGAACCUCGAGGCCGCCGUCCUCGUCGGCAACUUCUGCACGCCCGCCCUCGUCAACGUCUCCGCCAACUGGUUCAACGACAGCGCCCGCGUUGCCCUCGACAUCCGCACCUGCUGGCGCCCCCUCCACAAGUCCCACUUCGUCACUCUCCAGGUUGGACACAACAAAUUUGCGUCAAACCGGCUGGGGCUGCGGAUGGCGCCGGCGGUGAACGUGCGCGGCAAGAUCGAGCACAACUGGUUCGCGCAGCACACGUUCGGGGCGCUGCAGAUCCACAACGGGCCGUGGGAGGAGCUCGAGGUGCUGCCGACGGAGCUGCUGGUGCAGGCCAACGAGUUCUCGGAGAACUCUGGCGUGUUCGUGGUGCAGCUGGGCCUGUCCCCGUACGGAGAGGCGCAGCACCUGCUCUUCACGCGCAACUUUGUGCGCGACAACGCGGUCGCCGAGCCCUUCGAGAGUCUGGCGCCGCGCAGCAGGGUCGCCGCCGCCGUCGUCGUCGCCUCGGCCAACGUCCACGUCUUCCGCAACAUCCUCCAAAACCACGCCUCCGAGUACGAGAUCGGCUCGCGCCUCCUCGACCAGAGCCAGACCAUCAACUGCACCUACAACUGGCUCGGAUAUGCCAACGAGAGGACCAUUUACGACAGGCUGUUCCACCGGAAGGACCGGUUCGACCUGGCGCAGAUCGAGUACAUUCCGUACCUGCUGCACAGCAGCAACCCUUCGGCGAACACGAUCAUCAGCCAGCCGACGUUCGUGGCGGCGUUUUCGGAGGAGGGUGAGGUGGGGGGCGAGGUGGACGGGCAGGAGACACUGCGCGCGGGCGAGUACCUGGUGACGCGCGACGUGAGCGUGCGCGUCGGCGGCCGCCUCACCCUGCAGGCCGGCGUCACCCUGCGCUUCCGCCCCUCCGUCGGCAUCAUGGUCGCCGGCAAGCUGGAGGCGCGCGGCCGCGCCCCCAACGACAUCCUCCUCACCCUCGAGCGCGAGGAGCCCCUGAACGACACCUCCGCCGUCCCCGUCAGGCUCCUCGGCGGACGCACCGACCGCGAGGGCCGCCUCCAGCUCAAAGUCAACGAAACGUGGGGCACGGUUUGCAACUACAACUGGAACAUGCGCGCGGCCGAGGUGGCGUGUCACCAGCUGGGCCUGGUGCUGAACCCUGACGACUGGUUUUUGGAGCGCGCGGACAUGCCCGAGGCGGGCACGGCCGAGCCGAUCGUGUUGGCCAACGUGCAGUGCUUGGAGGACGACCUUGACGUGACCGCGUGCAGGGCCGAGGGCCUCGCCGACUUUGAGAACUCGUGCAGCCACGAAAACGACGUCGGCCUGCGCUGCUACCUGCCCUCGUGGGCCGGAAUGCGCUUCGGCGUCCUCGCCGAACGCUCCGACCUCCAGUUCAUCACCAUCGAGAAGGCCGGUUUGCUGGACUACUCGACGUCGCGCUUCAAGCCGGCCCUGCAGAUGGACCUGGCGCGGCACGCGCUGCACUCGGUGCGCGUCGUGGACAACAUGCACGACGGGCUGGGCGUGGUGUACUCGGACCUGUACUCGGCGGACGCGGCCAACACGGUGACCGACUCGGAGUUCAGCGGCAACGCGGGCAGCGGCGUCUCGCUCAGGCAACUCGGCCUCACCCUGAGCGGCUGCACCGUCGAGCGCAACGCCGCCGCCGGCGUCGCCCACGACCCCGAGCUGCCCCACAAGCAGCAGCGCGAACUUGCCGGCUGGUUCAAGCCACCCAAGGACAACGCCUACACGCCCUACAGACCGAUCGUGUUGCCGGAGAGCGCGGAGGAGAUCGUGCUGCAGAACGAGGAGAGCAAGUACGUGAUGACGUCGCGCGUGGCCGGGGGCGCCGAGAAGGGGGUGCGGGUGCACGUGCGGUGCACGCCGGGGUACGUGGUGGGGGUGCAGCUGCUGAACCCGAUCCACAACCGCAGCACGGAGACGCUGCUGGUGGUGGACGCGCCGAUGGAUCGCGCCGACGCGCACGCGUGGGACCUGCGCAGGGACCUGAGCGUCUUCCCCACCGCCAGCAGCUCGUACGGCGUCGUCCUCGACUACAAGAGCGGCGCCGACGCGCUCGGCGGCGCCGUCCUGCUGCUUUCGGCCAUCGUCGCGCCCACCCAGAACGUGCCCAACAGGAUCGUGCGCGGCAAGGUGCCCACCCUGGAGGUGCGCAACUCCAAGAUCAGGCACAACCGCAAGGGCGUCGCCGCGCGCUUCUACAACCGCUACCUCAACGACGUGGGCGACCUGUACCUGCGCAAGGCCAACCAGACCAUCAAGCUGCUCAACUGCGACAUUUCGCACAACCUGGAGGAGGCCAUCUUUGUCUACGCGCCCCACUGGGACGUCCACUCCUCUAACAUCUCAGAGAUCAAGUUCAUGAUAAACGGGAGUCUGAUCACGGACAACGGGCGCGGCAUCACGCAGUUCAGCCGCGACCUGCGCAGCUCGAACAACCUGUUCCACUGGGUGCUGCAGGACAACACGGUGGAGCGGAAUGCGGGCGGCGGAUUCCACGUGUCACUGCCGUACGUGUGGCAGUACGACGAGAACUUCACGCACUCGCUCUUCUUGGACAACAACACGUUCCGCAACAACCGCGACUUCCGCUUCGUGGUCGACGGCCACUUCGCGCACUUCAACCUGACCAACAAUCGGUUCGUGGACAACGCGUGCAAGAGCGGCCUGGUGUCGGUGCGCGGUAUGGAGAAGCAGAUGCGCCUCGAGGCCAACGAGAUCCGCAACAACGUGGGCAAGUUCAUGGUCGAGUUCCGCGUCGACAGCCAGUCCGAGAUCCUCGGCGAGGUCGACGCCCUCUUCCGCUUCAACCGCGUCCAGGGCAACCGCGCCGGCCUCUCGCGCCGCCUCCAGAAGUUCACUGACCCCACCUUCACGCUUGGCUUCAAUGGCAUCCAGAAGGUCAAGGUCAACAGGAACCUCUUCGGCGACAACCAACUCGACUACGAACUGCUCGCCGGCAUCAAGACCGCCAAGAUCGACAACAAGGUGAACGUGGCCGAAAACUGGUGGGGCACGGCCGAGCUGGGCAAGAUCAAGGAGCGGAUCUUCGACUUCGACGACUGGAACAACCACGCGGUGGCCGAGUUCCGGCCGUACCUUCUGGAGAACGACCAUCAGGGUUCUCUGUCGUCGCCGUGGGAAGCGCCGACGGCCGCGGCGGCCUUGGCCGACCACCUUGGCGGCCGCCUUACCAAGUCGAUAACCCUGAGCUUCAGGACGCGGCCUUACCUGGUCAAGUCGGACGUGACGGUGAUGCCAGGGGUCACCCUUACCAUCGCCCCGGGCUGCGUGCUCGAGUUCGCGCCCAACGUGGGCAUCCUGGUGCUGGGCGUGCUCAGGGCUCAGGGUCGUCGCGACCAGGAGAUCGUGAUGCGGCCGCAGACGCCCUCCCAAGGGGAGCAGGCGGCGCGGGAGGCGAAGGAGUACUUUGUGGCGCGGCCCUCGGACUCGAUCCGGCUGUGCACAGGGCCGAGUUGCGCGGGCAACGCGAGCGAGGGCUUCCUCGAGUACUUCAACCGGACGACGCUGCAGUGGGUGCCCGUGUGCGACUCGCGCUUCACCGAGCGCAACGCCGAGGUCGUUUGCCGCGAGCUCGGCUUCGACCCGCUCAACGUCCACUCGCACCACGGCCCCAGGGUCGAGUUCCACUCCAACUCGCUCACCAGGAUUUGGUCCUGGCCCGAACCCCUCCAGUGCUCAGGCGACGAGCCGCGGCUGGAAGACUGUCCGGUGCGUCUGAACGGACAGCUGUACGGACACCGGCACGAGUGCGCGUGGAACAGCGAGUUCGUCUUCAUCCACUGCGGCCGGCGCAACCUGCAGCCAGGUCUCAACUACUGGGGCGGCGUCAGGUUCGCGUUUCCGGACUUUGAGUACAACUUGUACGAGCACCGCAUCCACGACUCAGUGACGCACGAGACUACCAAGAAGGAGGAGUCGGUUCUCGAGUUUGUCAACAUCACGGGGGCGGGGGUGUUGCACGGAGAGAAGGCCCCCGCCGUGCAGAGCAUCGUCCGCUCACCGCGCCUCUCGCACCUCAACCUCAACCAGAGCGCCUCGCACGGCAUCAGCCUCGUGUCCCCCACGGAAACCAUGAGAAUGCGCUUCAUGAGAAUCGUGGACUCGCUGGGUGUGGGGAUGUCGGUGGUGUCGCUGACGGGGGAGGGUCGCGAGAGCGCGGAGAGUUCGUUCGCGCCGCUGAAGGAGGUGCCGCUGUCAUACGGACUGUUCAGCAUGAUCGACAUGUGCGACUCGCAGAAGGAGGUGGUGAUCGAGGAGCGGGUGUUGCUGUACUACAAGUACGACAACAACCCGGUCAACUGCGUCAAGAUUCUGACGAGCGUGUACCGCGCCAAGCCUUUCGGCUUCCGCCUGCUGCAGUUCAACCUGUUCAACUCGACGGGCAAGCCGGGCCGGCCGGACAGCAUCUCGCUGUUCGACGGCGACAUCUACAACGUCAGCACCACCCUGCUGGCUGAGAUCACGGUGGGCGGGGCCAACGAGAAGCGGCUCUUCCGCACGCGCGGCCCCUCGCUCAGUGUCAAGGUGUUCGCGAACGGCGCCAGCGCCGUGCACGGCUUCGUCGCCGAGGUCGUCACGCUGCCCAUCUCGGCCAUCGGCUUUGACCGUGACACCCAGCACAACGUUUCCUACUCGGUGUUCAGGGACAACCGCCAAGGCGCCCUCCACUACGCCACCGCCGGCGAGGUCAACCCGGUCGUCACCCUCGAGUGGUCCCAGUUCGACCGCAACUGCCUUAAGCUCUACGGAAACUUCACCACCUGCAAGGCCGCCGUCGCCAUUGACGUGCAGAACACGCAGAACGUCUACUUCAGGAACAACCUGGUGCGGUUCAACCAGGGCGGUCUGUCAAUCCGGGCGGACUCGCGGGGGUCGGCGACCUCGCUCAAGGGCUUCGUGCACAACAACCUGUUCGCGGACAACGAGAACCGGCCGACGAUCUACGUGGAGGGUCGGCAGAGCAGCCCCUACCAGGAGGUCACCAUCUACCGCAACUACUUCACCAGGAGCAGCGUGCCCUACGACAACGUCAUCAUCCUCAAGCAGGUCGUCUCCAACUUCACCUUCAACUACCUGCACAACAACCUGGGCAGGCACAUUCUCGAGGUGUCCGGCUUCGAGAAGGUGCGCCUCCCCAUCUACCAGACCACCUCCCACAACGGCUUCUACGAAAACUACGCGAUCGACUUGGAGUCGCGCGGCACUAUCAUCGCGGGCACCGCAGGCCAGCAUUACGUGGACAACAUUCUGCUGAACCCCGCCAACGACUACGAAAUCGUCACAGUCAACCGAUCCCUGGCGGGCAUCAACAGCAGCCUGGACGUGUGGAAGACGCCGAUCGACGCGCAGCACAACUGGUGGGGCUACAACAACUCGCUGGCCGUGAUGAGCCGCAUCAAGGACCGGCGCGACGACCUCGACCUGCUCGAGGUCGACUUUGAGCCCUUCCACAUGUCCAACCGCACCAUCCUCAGCGGCAAGUGUCCCCCCGGCUGGACCCUGGUCGCCGACACCUGCUACAUUUACAUCGGCGCGCCCAUGACCUUCGCCGAGGCCAAGGACUUCUGCAGGUCGGACAACGCAACAAUGCCAUACGUGAUGGGAAAUUACUACGCGCUGUACCAGUUCCUGCGGCACCAGCAGCAGCACUACAUGUACUACGACCGCGUGUGGGUGCAGCACCUGAACCGCAUCAACCGCUGCACCGCCUUCACGUACCAGACCAUCGAGGAGGACCACUGCGAUCAGCUGCUGCCCUUCCUCUGCGAAAUCGACCCAAAGGUAUUCAUCGACCCGUACGCGUGGACGCAGGACGUGGUGGCGAUGGCGGUGGUCGGCUCCAUCGGGCUGCUGCUCGUGCUGGUGCUGCUGAUCGCCGCGCUUUGGUACACAAAGUCCAAGCGGCGCCACGUCGAACGCCUCGAGCGCCGCAACUCGAUCCGCGCCUCCAUGCACUCCCUCCGCUCCAUCAACUCCUCCCACGGAUUCGCAGAGCUCGGAUACAGACGUGCAGCGGCGCAGGCGCGUUCGACGUCAACGCUGGCAACGAACGUGCGCGAGUACAAGCGGAUGAACGGGAGCGUAGACUCGAUGGACAAGUCGCAGCUGAACGAGUCGUCGGUGGAGGGGGCGGACACGCACUCGUACGACAUCUACGAGGCGCACAACCCGCACGCGUUCAACGUGUACGCGGAGGAGGGGAAGCAGGCGCCCUUCCCCUCCACCCAGGGCGGGCCGUCGGCCUUUGACCUCGCCUUCCGCAACGAGGGCUUCAAGGACAACUCCACCUUUGCCUCGCGCGACCCCCUCCACCCCUCUGUCAGCUACCGCGCCUCCCCCUCCGACUAUGACGACUCCACCCUCCCCUGCGGCGGCCGCUCCUUCUACCCUGAGCAGAACAGGGAGCUUGACGAAACGGUGAGCGAGUUCCAGAGCGAACUGCGCGGCGAGUCGUACACCCCGUCAACACUGCCUGACCCGCCCUUCUACCCGAGCCACUCGUCGCCUGACCCGUACUACUACAACGGCCACGACGACUUCCCCGAGCGGCCCAAGAGCCACGUGCUGCUUGAGACAGACCUGGACUCGCAGGCGGCGCCGUCGAUGGCACCGCCGCUGGCGCCGCCCCGCUCCAAGAGCGAGGCGCUGCUGGAGACGACCUUUGACUUCCAGCCCUUGCAGCCGGCGACGCAGGGCGACUUCCUCAGCAGGGCGGCGCGCAGCAAGAGCCAGCCCCUGGAGACGGCCAUGUGAUCAAGACUGACCCUCUCUUGUGAUGACCACGCCCCCCACUUGUUAUUCCGACAAACCGUGCAUCAAAGAUCUCUCUGUUUCGCGACAGUAUUAUUUUUUAUCUACACCGUCUUUGCCAGACGUAUUUUUGAUAAUAUACAUGUACAUACCUUCGCAAUCACAUUUUCUAAUAAAAUCUAGCGUUUUAUUAAAUUUUUAA
Neocloeon triangulifer is the source of this 8901-nucleotide messenger RNA. It is a transcript of the gene bark, whose product is annotated as protein bark beetle. The transcript is spliced from 27 exons. NCBI's taxonomy places the organism in Eukaryota, Metazoa, Arthropoda, Insecta, Ephemeroptera, Baetidae. Bases 96 to 8702 code for a protein of 2868 amino acids. The record is from RefSeq and is a predicted model, not a curated record. Gene Ontology annotation, cellular component: membrane.